CAACAUGACAAGUGCUGCCAAAAUGGAGCUUAGUGAUGCCAAUUUACAGACUUUAACGGAAUAUUUGAAGAAAACACUAGAUCCAGAUCCUGCUAUAAGGCGUCCUGCGGAAAAGUUUCUGGAGUCUGUUGAAGGAAGCCAGAAUUAUCCAUUGUUACUCUUAACACUGCUGGAGAAAUCACAGGAAAAUGUCAUCAAAGUUUGUGCAUCUGUAACAUUCAAGAACUAUAUUAAAAGAAACUGGAGAAUUAUUGAAGAUGAACCGAACAAAAUAUGUGAAUCAGAUCGGAUAGCCAUUAAAGCCAACAUAGUGCCCUUGAUGCUCAGCAGCCCAGAACAAAUUCAAAAGCAGUUGAGUGAUGCAAUUAGUAUUAUUGGCCGGGAAGACUUUCCUCAGAAAUGGCCAGACUUGCUGACAGAAAUGGUGAAUCGCUUUCAAAGUGGAGAUUUCCAUGUCAUUAAUGGGGUCCUUCGCACUGCUCACUCUUUGUUUAAAAGGUACCGCCAUGAAUUUAAGUCAAAUGAAUUAUGGACAGAGAUCAAACUUGUCCUUGAUGCCUUUGCAUUGCCCUUGACAAAUCUCUUUAAGGCCACAAUUGAACUUUGCAGCACACAUGCAAAUGAUGCUAGUGCUUUGAAGGUUCUAUUUUCCUCUCUCAUUCUAAUUGCGAAGCUGUUCUACAGUUUAAAUUUUCAGGACCUUCCUGAGUUUUUUGAAGAUAACAUGGAAACGUGGAUGACAAAUUUUCACACCCUUUUAACUUUAGAUAAUAAACUGCUGCAGACUGAUGAUGAAGAGGAAGCUGGAUUACUAGAGCUCUUAAAAUCCCAAAUCUGUGAUAAUGCUGCUUUGUAUGCUCAAAAGUAUGAUGAAGAAUUCCAACCCUACCUGCCACGUUUUGUAACAGCAAUCUGGAAUCUGUUAGUUACAACAGGCCAGGAAGUUAAAUAUGACUUGUUGGUUAGUAAUGCAAUCCAGUUUCUGGCCUCCGUUUGUGAGAGACCACAUUAUAAGCAUCUGUUUGAAGACCAGAAUACAUUGACAAGCAUCUGUGAAAAGGUUAUUGUUCCCAAUAUGGAAUUUAGAGCGGCUGAUGAAGAAGCAUUUGAAGAUAAUUCAGAAGAAUAUAUAAGAAGAGAUUUGGAAGGAUCUGACAUUGACACGAGGCGCAGAGCAGCUUGUGAUCUAGUCAGAGGCCUGUGCAAGUUUUUUGAAGGACCCGUGACAGGAAUCUUCUCUGGCUAUGUUAACUCCAUGCUGCAAGAAUAUGCAAAGAACCCAUCCGUUAACUGGAAGCACAAAGAUGCAGCUAUUUACCUUGUUACAUCUUUGGCAUCCAAAGCCCAGACUCAGAAGCAUGGAAUAACACAAGCCAAUGAACUUGUUAAUCUGACAGAAUUCUUUGUCAAUCACAUUCAACCUGAUUUAAAGUCUGCUAGUGUGAAUGAAUUCCCUGUUCUAAAAGCUGAUGGUAUCAAGUAUAUCAUGAUUUUUAGAAACCAGGUACCUAAAGAACAACUGUUGGUAUCUAUUCCUCUUUUAAUCAAUCAUCUUCAAGCAGAAAGUAUUGUGGUCCAUACUUAUGCAGCCCAUGCCCUUGAAAGACUAUUUACCAUGAGGGGAACUAGUAAUACUACCCUCAUUACAGCUGCAGAAAUGAUGCCAUUUGUGGAAGUGCUGUUAACAAACCUUUUUAAAGCACUGACGCUUCCUGGCUCAUCUGAAAAUGAAUACAUUAUGAAAGCUAUCAUGAGGAGUUUUUCUCUGCUACAGGAAGCCAUAAUUCCAUAUAUCCCUUCUGUCAUCACACAACUUACACAGAAACUACUGGCUGUUAGUAAGAAUCCAAGCAAACCUCACUUUAACCAUUACAUGUUUGAAUCAAUAUGCUUGUCGAUACGGAUAACAUGCAAAGCAAACCCUGAUGCAGUUGGAAGCUUUGAAGAGGCCUUGUUUAUGGUCUUCACUGAGAUACUACAAAAUGAUGUACAAGAGUUCAUUCCAUAUGUGUUUCAAGUGAUGUCUCUACUUCUGGAAAUGCAUAAAAACGAAAUCCCGUCAUCCUAUAUGGCGUUGUUUCCUCAUCUACUUCAGCCAGUGUUAUGGGAAAGGACAGGAAACAUUCCUCCUUUAGUCCGACUCCUGCAGGCUUAUUUAGAGCGAGGUGCCAAUACAAUAGCAAGAGCUGCCGCUGAUAAAAUACCUGGAUUGCUAGGUGUGUUCCAGAAGCUGAUUGCCUCUAAAGCUAAUGACCAUCAAGGAUUCUAUCUUCUAAAUAGUAUUAUAGAGCAUAUGCCUCCUGAAUCAGUUGACCAGUACAGGAAACAGAUCUUCAUUCUACUAUUCCAAAGACUUCAAAAUUCCAAAACAACAAAAUUUAUUAAAAGUUUCYUAGUCUUCAUUAACUUGUACUGCAUAAAGUAUGGAGCAUUAGCUCUUCAAGAAAUAUUUGACAGCAUACAGCCAAAGAUGUUUGGAAUGGUUUUGGAGAAAAUAAUAAUUCCUGAAAUACAGAAAGUGUCUGGACAAGUUGAAAAGAAAAUCUGUGCUGUUGGUAUUACAAAAAUAUUGACAGAAUGCCCUCCUAUGAUGGACACAGAAUAUACAAAGCUGUGGACUCCUUUGCUGCAGGCCCUAAUUGGCCUUUUUGAACUGCCYGAAGAUGACACUAUCCCUGAUGAAGAACACUUCAUUGACAUAGAAGAUACUGCAGGAUAUCAGACUGCAUUCUCUCAGCUAGCCUUUGCUGGGAAAAAAGAACAUGAUCCUGUAGGUCAAAUGGUGAACAAUCCUAGAAUCCAUCUGGCACAGUCUCUUCACAAACUGUCUACUGCGUGCCCAGGCAGGGUUCCAUCCAUGCUGAGCACUAGUCUGAAUGCAGAAGCRUUGCAGUAUCUCCAAGGAUACCUCCAAGCUGCAAGUGUGACACUGCUAUGAGUUGCAUGUGUUAUUUCACAAGCAAGAUCAAAAGUUGUUUUGCUAUACAGACAGUUGACACUGACUUUUUUUAUAGCAGAGCUCAGACAAAAUGAAAAAUGCUACUUGAAAAUGUAUUGCAGAAUCCAUCUUGUAAAAGAUAAAUGUUGCUUUAAGCAGAAGCUGAAAGAAUUAGGUGGUUCAUGUAAUCAUAGAUAAAAGGUGGCUAACUUCCAUUCCCAGUUUAAUUUCAAAGGGAAUAGUCAUAGCAGUUUAUUACAGGAUUUAUUUGAAUUCUGUGCCUGCAGUGUUUGGAUAACAUUUUGAAAUGUAUGGAGAGCACUGGCUGUAGAAACUCACUUUUGGUCACUAAAAUUCCUUUUCAUUUUGAUGUUGUCCUUUGUAUUUCUUUUGUCCUUCUUUAAACUUUAUCUAAAUUGUGAAUAAAUAAGAAGUACUUGUUUAAAAUGCCUGUCACUGUGCUCUUACUGUUGGCUUGGAAAAAAAAAUAUAUAAUGUUUUAAGACAGAAUAUACAGUACUGGGACUGUGCGGAUUUUUCUUCAAAUACUAGUUUAAAUACACUGUAGCAUCCUACAGAGCAAAUGUAAAACUUUGGCAGAAGGUCCAAAGCAAUUAUCACCCUUCUGAUAUUCAUCAGCAGGUGGCAGUAGCUGCUGAAAGCACCCUUCUCUUUGGACAAUGCAUGUCAGUACGAUGUGCCAAAAGCAAAUAAAAUACCCUCUAAGAGUGAGUAUCAGUUUCCAAGUGGGUUUUUAGUGAUGUGUUAAAACUGAAGCAAUAGUUUUCUCUGUUUAACCUUUUUUUUUUUUUCCUCCCUGUUUGCUGAGGUAGCUUUUACCUUGCAAUUACGGCUGCUUGACAGUAACAGGUUGAAGGCCACAGCUUUAUUGUGUUCCAAUGGCGUGGGCACAAAACUGCUAGAGUUCAGACUUUUAGAGCACUAUACAAAUAAUCUGCAGCUACGGAAUGAAAAUUGAGUAGAUUAAAGAGUCAGGCCUAUGUGAUACUAUCCUGAGCGUGUACAGAGAUUCUACAGAUGACUUAUGUGUUUCCCUUCCACACGGUAUAGAGAUUUCCUAGCUACAGUGUCUGAAGCUGAGCCUUGUAUCAAGAAAGUCAGUGAUUUCACUGAGGGUAAACAGUAGGGCAGAAGCAGCUGUUUUCAGUUCUUCCUUUGUUUCUUUGGCUGUAAUGUGGGAAUGCAUGUUGGUCAUCUCCUAAGACAGAGCUGCUUUCUAGACAAGGGAUCUAAAUAAUUUUAAGUAAAUGAAAAUAUAUUGAAUGAAUCAGCAUCAACAUGUUUUCUUGAAUCUGGUCUGUAACUCGGUGUUAGACCCGCUUAGUGCACAAGUGUUGUAGUGACAACAAGUCUCCUGGUGUGAAGUAAUACAGUGAAAAGCAUUUGUUUUAGUGCUGGUGAGAGAGACGCUACUGAGUUGUUGCCAGCUUGCAGAAGAACCCUAAAGGAUAAAUUUCAAUAUAGAUAGGCUGAAACCCCUUGAGAUGUGUGACAUUUGCAGGGAACUGAAAAACACUUCCAUGAAAUAUCACUGUUAGUUGAGCUAUGGUCACUAAGUCAAAAGGAUACUUAAAAUCUGCUGUGUCACUUCUUAUUUGAAAUGGAGGUUUUUGCAUCGUGCAAUGUUAAGGAUCUUGUGUUAGAAGAUCUUAGUUCUGCAUCUCUCGGUAAGGCUUCUUUAGGGAAUAGGUAGUUGAGAUAUGUAAGAAACAUCCRUUCACUUAGUUAUCUUACCGGUAUCAACCAUAGAUGUAGCUAGACAGGAUUUAACAGCAACAGGCCAGAACCUUUUUGAGGGGCAGCCAAAGCAGCUGAAUCUUUUGAAUGAGAAAUAGUCAUUGGAUCUUAAUCUUCACUGUCUUGCGUGUCUUGCCAAGUGUGAUUUUUGCAUUGUGGGCAGACAUUGUGUGUGCCUGGGUGCCCAGGUAAAUAUCAGGAAGAGCUCAACUCAACUGAGAGUGGCAUAACUGUCCUUUGGGCCACGGGAGUUGAAUGUCUUAGACUAAGCAGACAUGGCUGUGGCUCUGUUAGUGGUAUGUAAUUUGUUCCUAAUGUAUACUCUAGAUUUCUCAGGGCAUAGAAAUGUUUAGGUAGAGCAGUUACUCUUUCAGGGAAAUGGGCUUUUCAAGCAUAGUGCAGGCAAGACGCAGCUGUGCUUCAGAGGGCAAGUGUUUGUGGUUGUGUCCUCACCCUGUGCUUAAGUGGAGACUUUAUCAGUACUUUUGACACUUCCCAUCCCCCAGAUCCAUGAGGAAAUGCAGUAUUCCCACUAGGUAUAUGUGUUAAUUUGAAUGGAAACUGGUGAAAGCAUCUUGGUAACAGUUUUUCUCAAGAUUGUUGAACUUCUGUAUGUCCCUGUUAAGGUGAACUUUGUGACUACUUGCUCAGAUAGGCAAAUACUUCUUCCAUUACAAAGCUAAGGGCCAAAUAGCGGGCUAAAAAUCUUUUGAGGAGCUGAGUUUCUAAUCCAAUAUCAGACAAUUAAAUCAUGUUUAUCCUGAGAGGCCCUUUUCUGAAACACUUCUGCAGACAAGUCACCUCUCCCUUGUAAUUGGUAGUGGCAGAAGAAGACUCAGAUUCAGGGGGUAAAGAUGACUUGUUCCUUUUUAAAUACAAAGUAGGUGGUUGAAAGUUGGUAUCUCCUUGGGAUCUUUUGAAAUACCUGAACGGUAUGAAAUAACAGAACUCUCUUUCAAAUUCACAAGCCUUCUUUAGAKCCUAUUGAGCUAUUUGUGGUUUUCAAGUUCCAAGUAAUUUUCUGAGGUAUUUGCAGUGGAAAAGAAUAACUGACUGUUGACGUAAGCACCUCAAGACAAGUAUGUGUUCUUGUUUGCUCGGGUUGUGAAUAGACCAUGGUAUCAGUAUUCCUGCAAUGGUAGCAGCACAUAUGAAAGUGAAGUCCUUUGUUUCUUCUUCCAGAGUAUAUGGUAAAAUGAGACUCAUUGGCCUAGUGAACUA
Nothoprocta perdicaria is the source of this 5917-nucleotide messenger RNA. RefSeq names its product chromosome segregation 1 like (gene CSE1L). Lineage: Eukaryota; Metazoa; Chordata; Aves; Tinamiformes; Tinamidae. The transcript is spliced from 25 exons. The record is from RefSeq and is a predicted model, not a curated record. Bases 5 to 2938 code for a protein of 977 amino acids. Gene Ontology annotation, molecular function: nuclear export signal receptor activity; small GTPase binding. Gene Ontology annotation, cellular component: nuclear envelope; cytosol. Gene Ontology annotation, biological process: protein export from nucleus; protein import into nucleus.